AUGUCAACUGAGGAAAGCUACCGGGCCAUCCUCAGAUACCUGACGAACGAGCGCGAGCCCUACGCGCCAGGCACCGAGGGCAAUGUCAAGCGUAAGAUCCGCAAGGCAGCUGCCUGCUAUGUGGUGCGCAGCGGAACCCUGUACUACCAGCGACGGCAGCGGCACCGCAAGACCUUUGCGGAGCUGGAGGUGGUGUUGCAGCCCGAGCGGCGCCGGGGGCUGAUCGAGGCAGCACACCUGGGUCCCGGAGGCACUCACCACACCCGGCAUCAGACCUGGCGUGACUUGUCCAAGACAUACUGGUGGCGAGCUCAGCCUCCUCUUAGCGGAAGAGCUGCUGCCAGGGGAUCCGAGAGGGUGGGGGACGCGAAAGGAGCCGCACUUCCCGCAGGAAGGAGGCCGGGGAAGCAGGGGGCGGGUCCUCGCCGGGGUGGGGCGAAGGGGCUUCCCCGGGGGCUGGACCAGCGGCGGGGAGGGGCCGGGCUGGCCGGCUACCUUGUUCUGGUUGAUACCAAAGGUGUGGUAAAACGAUCUUCUCCAAAACACUGUCAGACUGUCUUAAAACAAUUGAAUGAGCAGAGACUCUCCAACCAGUUUUGUGAUGUUACUUUGUUAAUUGAAGGAGAAGAGUACAAAGCUCACAAAUCUGUUUUGUCAGCGAAUAGUGAAUAUUUUCGAGAUCUUUUUAUUGAGAAAGGAGCAAUUUCUAGUCAUGAGACUGUAGUGGAUCUUUCCGGUUUUUGUAAGGCAAGUUUCCUUCCUUUAUUAGAAUUUGCCUAUACUUCUGUGCUAAGCUUUGACUUCUGUAGCAUGGCUGAUGUAGCCAUCCUGGCUCGCCAUCUUUUCAUGUCAGAAGUUUUAGAAAUCUGUGAAAGUGUACACAAACUAAUGGAAGAGAAGCAGCUAACAGUAUAUAAGAAGGGUGAAGUACAAACAGUUGCCUCUACCCAGGACCUGCCAGUUCAGACUGAAGGAACCACACAACCUGUGGCUAGCAGUGAAGGAACUACAACAACUCUAUCUACUGAACUUGGAGAUUGUGAAAUUGUCGUUGUAGUCAAUGGAGAACUGCCAGAAGCUGAGCAGAAUGGAGUGCUAAGACAACAGAAUGAAUCCCAGGUUUCUUCAGAGGCUGAAACUGCUUUGUCACCUGUUAGAUGUACGGCUGAUUCCCAUCCUGAAAUAGAAUCUAUGGAUUUAGCAACAAAAAACGACCACACAGAACUUGAAACUUCAGACAGAAGAAAAGAUACUACUAUUGAUCCUAAACUUUCCAAAGACAGCGUAAUCAGUAGCUCUCCAGAGGACAGUGAUACGGAAAAUGAUACAUCACCUGAAGAUAUCUCUGCUGAGAACAUUGCAGAACAUAGACAGAACCUUGGCCAACCUUUGAAAGAUCAGGAGAAUCUAGUUACAUCGAUAGUUAAGGCAGAUAUUGGACCUGAUGGUGAUACCUACCGAAGCAGGCUUCGCCAGCGUUCUGUUAGUGAAGGAGGAUAUAUCCGACUACACAAAGGAAUAGAAAAAAAGCUGCAGAAAAGGAAAGCUGUUCCCAAGUCAGCAGUUCAACAGGUUGCCCAGAAAUUAGUUCAAAGAGGAAAAAAAAUGAAACAGCCAAAAAGAGAAGCUAAAGACAACACUGAAGAAGCGUCUCAUAAAUGUGGAGAAUGCGGGAUGGUUUUUCAGAGACGAUAUGCCCUUAUAAUGCACACAUUGAAACAUGAAAGAGCUAGAGAUUACAAAUGUCCGUUGUGUAAAAAACAAUUUCAGUACAGUGCCUCCUUGAGAGCACACCUUAUCCGACAUACAAGAAAAGAUGCACCUACUUCAUCAUCUUCCAGUUCCACACCUAAUGAAGCAUCAGGAGCAUCAUCUGAGAAGGGCAGAACCAAGCGAGAAUUUAUAUGUUCCAUAUGUGGAAGGACAUUACCUAAAUUAUAUUCUCUUCGAAUACAUAUGUUAAAGCACACAGGUGUGAAGCCACAUGCAUGCCAGGUCUGUGGAAAGGCUUUUAUCUAUAAACAUGGCCUAAAAUUACACCAGAGUCUCCACCAAUCUCAAAAGCAGUUUCAGUGUGAACUAUGUGUUAAAUCAUUUGUUACCAAACGAAGUCUUCAAGAACACAUGAGUAUUCACACAGGAGAGUCAAAAUACCUUUGCUCAAUUUGUGGAAAGUCAUUUCAUAGGGGCUCUGGACUCAGCAAGCACCUUAAGAAGCAUCAGCCAAAGCCUGAGGUUCGAGGUUAUCAUUGUACUCAAUGUGAAAAAAGUUUCUUUGAAGCUAGAGAUCUUCGCCAGCACAUGAACAAACAUCUUGGUGUGAAGCCAUUCCAGUGCCAGUUUUGUGAUAAAUGCUAUAGUUGGAAGAAAGAUUGGUAUUCUCAUGUGAAGUCUCAUUCUGUCACUGAGCCUUACAGGUGUAAUAUAUGUGGCAAAGAAUUUUAUGAAAAAGCAUUGUUCAGAAGGCAUGUAAAAAAGGCUACUCAUGGGAAAAAAGGAAGAGCAAAGCAAAACCUGGAACGAGUAUGUGAACAGUGUGGAAAAAAAUUCACUCAGCUCAGAGAGUAUAGGAGACACAUGAACAACCAUGAAGGAGUCAAGCCAUUUGAGUGCUUAACUUGUGGAGUAGCUUGGGCUGAUGCCCGGUCUCUGAAACGUCAUGUCAGAACACAUACUGGGGAGCGGCCAUAUGUCUGUCCUGUUUGUACUGAAGCCUACAUAGAUGCACGGACACUCCGCAAACAUAUGACUAAAUUCCACAGGGAUUAUGUGCCUUGCAAAAUUAUGCUGGAAAAAGACACCCUUCAGUUUCACAACCAAGGAACUCAAGUGGAGCAUGCUGUUAGUAUCUUAACAGAUAUGCAAGAACAAGAGAGCACGGGCCCUCAAGAAAUUGAAACUGUAGUUGUGACUGGAGGAACUAUGGAAGCUCUUGAAGCUGUUGCAGCUACUGAAGAAUGUCCAUCGGUAUCAACACUUUCUGACCAAAGUAUUAUGCAAGUGGUUAAUUACGUAUUGGCACAGCAGCAAGGACAGAAACUCUCUGAAGUUGCAGAGGCUAUUCAAACUGUUGAAGUAGAGGUUGCACAUAUUUCAGAAACAGAAUGA
Elephantulus edwardii (Cape elephant shrew) is the source of this 3108-nucleotide messenger RNA. RefSeq names its product zinc finger and BTB domain containing 11 (gene ZBTB11). Bases 1 to 3108 code for a protein of 1035 amino acids. NCBI's taxonomy places the organism in Eukaryota, Metazoa, Chordata, Mammalia, Macroscelidea, Macroscelididae. The record is from RefSeq and is a predicted model, not a curated record. Gene Ontology annotation, biological process: regulation of cytokine production; negative regulation of transcription by RNA polymerase II; regulation of immune system process. Gene Ontology annotation, molecular function: protein binding. The transcript has 11 exons.